Molecule: messenger RNA, 451 nt
Organism: Uranotaenia lowii
Lineage: Eukaryota; Metazoa; Arthropoda; Insecta; Diptera; Culicidae
Gene: ksh
Product: protein kish-A
Exons: 3
Coding region: 154-372 (72 amino acids)
Biological process (GO): intracellular transport; protein secretion
Source: RefSeq, a predicted model, not a curated record
CGGUUAACCGUGUAUGUAAACAGUGGGAAAGCCACAGUUGAUUUUGUGUUAAACGACCAACACGGCUGUUUUGUGAUGAUCAGAUCAGAUUUCUGUCUGCAUCUGCGAAAUCAUUUAUUUUUCCAAAUUUCAAUCAUUCAAUAAACAACAAAAAUGAGUGCUAUAUUUAACUUUCAAAGUCUUCUCUCGGUGAUAUUAUUGCUAAUUUGCACCUGUGCCUAUCUGCGCUCCCUUUUACCAAGCCUCAUCGAUAGGAACAAAACCGGUAUGCUCGGUAUUUUCUGGAAGCUUGCACGAAUUGGUGAACGGAAGUCACCUUGGGUCGCAGUGGCCUGCGUUCUGAUGGCGGCGUCAAUAUUAUUCUAUACCUAGGCAUGCGAUUAACAGUCCGAAAAUCUAUGUAAGUUAUAUGUUCGACCUUCUAUUAACCAUUGAAUAUUGACAACAAAAA